This is a messenger RNA of Linum trigynum, 204 nucleotides long. Lineage: Eukaryota; Viridiplantae; Streptophyta; Magnoliopsida; Malpighiales; Linaceae. The record is from the annotation of a GenBank genome assembly.
AUGGACGUCGGCGAUGAUUAUGAUAGCAGCGAUGAAGAGGAAGAGGAAAGGGUCGCCGAUUUGGAUCUCUCGGCUGCCUGCUCUGACGGUGAAAUCGCCAGCUCAAGACGUCCCGUCUCUUCUCUGGUCUUCUCGAAUGGAGCUUCAACGGCCGGAUUCGCGAUGACACGGCUUCUCGUGGCGGCGAGAACCAACGACGAUUGA